CCGAGACUCACAUACAACAUACACCUUACACCUUCCUAGUUUCCAUCUUACAAGAUUCGACAAGCUUUAGCUCCCACCAUGUCGCCAAUCCACCCCGUCUUUCGCAAAGAAGCCACAGCUCUGAUCACCGGAGCCGCCUCCGGCAUUGGUCUCGCUACUGCUAAGCUUUGCUACAGCCAUGGCAUGAACUUGAUCCUUAUCGACAAGAACGAACAGGCACUCUCUACCACCUCGGCCUUGUUCCCAUCUACGACAAAAUCAACCACAUCCACCUACGCCAUCGACGUCUCGGACAUGUCUGCCUGGAAGACUCUCCAGACUGAAGUCACCUCCAAAUACCCGUCCGGAAUAGAUUUCCUGAUGCUGAACGCCGGCAGCGCCUUCAAGCCCGCCGAGGGCAAAACCCGGUGGCAAGACCCGGAAUAUUUCCAGAAGACGUUUGCUGUCAACACAAUGGGCUACACGAAUGGUCUAGCCGCCUUCCUGGACAGCGUGACUGGACCCAACAAGGAGCAGCCCCGAGCUAUCAUCCUCACCGGGUCCAAGCAAGGAAUUACCAACCCCCCGGGAGAUCCCGCUUACAAUGCUUCCAAGAGCGCCGUGAAAACGAUUACAGAGCAGCUGUCCUUGGACCUUCAUGAAACGUAUCCCAAUGUUGCGGUUCAUUUACUUGUUCCAGGAUGGACAUACACGGGAUUGACUGCGGGUCACGCUUCGAAGCCAGAUGGGGCCUGGUCAGCGGAACAGGUGGUGGAAUACAUGAAUGCGAAGAUGGUGGAAGGCAGGUUCUAUAUUCUUUGCCCAGAUAAUGAGGUCACUGAGGAUCUGGAUCGGCGGAGAAUUGCUUGGGCUGCUGGAGAUCUGGUCCAUGGGCGACCAGCGCUGUCCCGGUGGAGAGCGGACUGGAAGCAGAAGGCUUCUGAGGGAAUAGCACAGAUGCAAUUCGACUGAACUUAGCAGACGACUGUGCUAGUAUCCAGUUUACAAUCUCGCAUAUGCUGUUGAUUUGUUCGUCUCGACCCACUUCCAAGCAGUAUUCUUGGGAUAAAUCGUAUAUACUGGUAGUGAUAAGAACUGACCAUGGACUUCAAACACGGCACAUUCCGAGAGGGG
Molecule: messenger RNA, 1113 nt
Organism: Aspergillus sclerotioniger CBS 115572
Lineage: Eukaryota; Fungi; Ascomycota; Eurotiomycetes; Eurotiales; Aspergillaceae
Product: SDR family NAD(P)-dependent oxidoreductase
Exons: 1
Coding region: 79-951 (290 amino acids)
Cellular component (GO): intracellular anatomical structure
Molecular function (GO): oxidoreductase activity, acting on NAD(P)H, oxygen as acceptor
Source: RefSeq, a predicted model, not a curated record